Messenger RNA from Seminavis robusta, 357 nucleotides. NCBI's taxonomy places the organism in Eukaryota, Bacillariophyta, Bacillariophyceae, Naviculales, Naviculaceae. The record is from the annotation of a GenBank genome assembly.
AUGAAUCUCUUCGCGAAAAUGUGCCCUUCCAAAUCCGAUGGAGACCUUGUGGAGGUUUCUCAUCAAAAGAGCGGAGACGACAAAGCUAAGCGACGCGGUCAAAAGAAGAUGUCCAGCAGCGAUCGUGCCAGGUCUUCCGAACGCACCAGCAACAGGUCAAGCACCAAGUGUAGCCACCGAAGUUCCAGCAGGAAACACGCAAACUUUGUGCCAGGAAUCGAGCUUGAGGAUAACUUCGAUAUGGUACUCCAGAUUCAAAAAAUCGAGGCGAAGCGAAAGAGACUCAAGAAGGAAGAGAAGGAACGCAAGAAGGCCGAGCUACAAAGGAGCCAAUCCAAAUCUACUAGGGCACAAUAG